Bipolaris zeicola 26-R-13 is the source of this 717-nucleotide messenger RNA. RefSeq lists its product as uncharacterized. The transcript has a single exon. NCBI's taxonomy places the organism in Eukaryota, Fungi, Ascomycota, Dothideomycetes, Pleosporales, Pleosporaceae. Bases 1 to 717 code for a protein of 238 amino acids. The record is from RefSeq and is a predicted model, not a curated record. Gene Ontology annotation, molecular function: FMN binding; pyridoxamine phosphate oxidase activity. Gene Ontology annotation, biological process: pyridoxine biosynthetic process.
AUGCUGCACUCAGCGACGGAAUCCGCGAAAAAAAUCUUUGCCCCAACCUCAAACUCCGACGACCCAGGCCACGCAACACAAUACACCAAAGGCGCCCUCGACCGCGCCGACCUGCUCCCCUCCCCCACGGACCAAUUCCACAAAUGGUUCCAAGAAGCCCAAUCCAACAACGUCUACCAGCCCGAAACCGUUACUUUUUCCACUGCCGAGCUCCCCAGCGGCAAAGUCUCGGCCCGCGUCGUCUACAUGAAGGAGCUCGACGACCGCGGCUUCGUCAUCUACUCGAAUUGGGACACGAGCCGCAAAGCCAGCGAUGUGAGGAGUAAUCCGCAUGCGGCUCUUACGUUUUACUGGCGCGAGCUCGAGCGCCAGGUUAGGGUUGAAGGCCGCACGGAGCGGCUUACCGAUGAGGAAUCUCAGGUUUACUACGAUACCCGCAUUCGAGGCUCGCGCAUUGGCGCCUGGGCGAGUCGCCAGAGUAGUGUCAUUGAGAGUAGGGAGGAGCUAGAGAAGCGGGUGGAGGAGGUGGAGAAGCGGUUUGAGGGGAAAGACAAGAUUCCUGUACCGGAGUUUUGGGGUGGACUGAGGGUUGUGCCUGAGAUGGUGGAGUUUUGGCAGGGGAGGCCAAGUCGACUACACGACCGGUUUGUGUAUAGGAAGGUUGGGGGAGAGGGCAUAAAGGAUGCAGAGUGGAAGAUUGAGAGAUUGAGUCCUUAG